Molecule: messenger RNA, 1462 nt
Organism: Lathyrus oleraceus (garden pea)
Lineage: Eukaryota; Viridiplantae; Streptophyta; Magnoliopsida; Fabales; Fabaceae
Product: WAT1-related protein At5g47470
Exons: 7
Coding region: 158-1195 (345 amino acids)
Cellular component (GO): membrane
Molecular function (GO): transmembrane transporter activity
Source: RefSeq, a predicted model, not a curated record
UCAUCAUUAUCAUGCUUCAUGCAUCGAUAUAAUAAUUAUUAAUAUAUAAGAUUUUUCUUAGAGAAGUGGAGUUUGAGAUAUAAAAGAAGCAUAAGAGAAUGUAGAGAGAGGAUAGGGCAAAAUAUAUAUCCUCUCUUGUGAAUUUGGAAGAAAGAAAAUGGUGGAUUCAGGGAUGAUUGAAGAUGUGAUUAUAAUUGGAGGGUUAAUUGCUGUACAAUUUUUUUAUGCUGGAAAUGCUAUGCUCAUGAGUUAUCUUAUGUCUUUGGGUCUUCAAUCUUAUACCAUUGUCAUUUUCACUGCCUUUGCUACAUUUAUUCUUCUCCUUCCCUUUGUUCUUUAUUAUGAAAGGAGUAAAUGGCCUAAGAAAAUUAGUUUCAAGUUGUUUUCAAAGUUUAUUCUUCUUGCUCUUGGAGGUGUAACUUUGUUCCAGUCUUUAUUCCUUAAAGGAAUCAACCUAACCUCAGCAGCAAUGGGAACAGCCAUGCCAAACCUUGCCCCGGGGUUUAUCUUCAUCAUCGCAUGGAUUUUUCGGUUGGAAAAAGUAAACUUAAAGUGCACAUUUAGUAGAGUAAAAAUAAUUGGCACAUUGCUUUGUGUCUUAGGAGCACUCACAAUGAGCUUAAUGCAAAGUAUCUCAACUCCUAUAUCAAUGGAAAAGUUAACUAUUCCACCACCAUCACUUGUAAUGUUUGACAGAGACAAGAUUAUUGGUUGCCUAUAUCUCUUGGUUUCAAUCCUCCUUCUCUCAAGUACAGUUGUCUUACAGGCAUUUACUUUAGGAGAAUUCCCCGCACCUAUGACAUUGUGUGCGAUAACAUCAUUUUUGGGGGGUGUGAUUACAACGGCAACUCAAUUAAUUGAAUAUCAUGAAAUCAAAACUGGGUGGCCAUUAGUUAGUGUUGGUGACAUGAUUGCCUAUUCUGUUCUGUCAGGUGCAGUAACUGGAAUAUGCUUAAGCACCAGUGCUUGGGCUCUUGAGAAGAGAGGACCAGUUUUGGUAUCCAUGUUCAGUCCUGUUGGCACUGUUUGCUCUGUCAUUUUCUCUAUUGUUACUUUACAAGAUAGUACUGUUAAUAUUGGAAGCAUAGCAGGGAUGUUCCUCAUGUUCACUGGACUCUACUUUGUGCUUUGGGCCAAAGGGAAAGAGGAUUGCUUAGAGAGUGAGUAUGAUGCAGAGAAGCCUCUCUUAAGUUGAUUUAUAUUUUCCAAAUGAAUGUCAAAACAAAUAGUGUGUAAAUUAUGUGUAUGCUUUGAUAAGUUAGUGUGUAAUUGUUAACUAUAGGUUUUGAGAUCGAGUAAUGUACUAUAUAGGGGAAGUUUUUUUUUUAGGCAAGGAUAUUAAUUAGUUAUGAACUAUAGGUUUUGGGAUAGAGUGAUGUAUUAUAUCAUAAUUUCUAACUAAGAGUGCAUGAUGCACAUUCAGGUAGAAAACAACUGGGUCAUAGUAGCUGAGUUAUCACAA